CCUCGGCACCGCCCCGGUGCCGCCGGCGGAGCCAGCGCGGAUCGGCCCAGCAUGGAGGGGACGCGGCGCGCCGUGCUUCGCCUCGCCGCCGCCUGCUGCCUGCUCUGCGCCCUGCCAGGAGAGGGACAGAAGACAACAGAGACCUUGGUGACACCAUCGCCUUUUCUUAGUACGGUGCUAACCUCGCAUCAGCCAAGGGAAGCCUCUGACUUCAGUCCAUUGACUGCUGCCAUUCCUGAGACAAGCCUGGAGAAAAACUUGACUGCUGCAACACUCAAUGCCACUGAAGCCCACGCUACAGAGAUGGAUAAUGCUUCCAUCCCUACCACCCCCAUGGUGAGCACCAAGGCAGAAAGACUGCAGGCUUCCACCACUGCCAGCCCCAGGGAUGUCACAGUUGCACAGUAUGAGCACCACAACAUGAGCUUGUUGGUCAACAGCAACACUGAAAUCCCCUCCUCUAUCCCAACUGCCAGUACUCUGGAAGAAAACCAGCCCAACCACGAAGUCACAGAGCCUUUCAGCACAACUGAAGAAAUGGAUGAUGCCAGCAGUGCAACCCCAACGCCUCCUCUGAACAGUGUGCCUGCAACAACUAACAGCUCUCAGCUGGGGCCUUCUGAUGGGCACACGGUGGGGUCCACAGCAGCAAGGUCUGAAACCAGGCCAGGAACGAGCCCUGUGGGUGCCACAGAGGAAAGCACCAUGGAGCCCAGAACCUCUGCUCCCAUCGCCACCGUAGGGAGCAUGUCCUCUGCUACCGCCUCUGGUACCACGAUGGUGAGACCCCUUGUGACCAGCUCCACCGCUACCAGCACAGCUGCCAUCCCCACCAGCAGAUCUGCAUUGAAGCAGCCAUUAGAGCGCAGUCAUGAGAAGGCUUCUGUGUUGGAUGUUGGUGAUGAUGAAAAUCCAGAGCUACCCAGUUCUCCUUCGGCUGAUACAACGAGGGCUGAUCCCUUGGUAAUCACUGUAAUCUCCGUCUUCAUCAUCAUGGUGGGCAUCCUAGGCCUGGUGGGCUUCUUGAGAUACCGCCAACACAACAGCCGCAUGGACUUCCGCCGCCUGCAAGACCUGCCCAUGGUCCCUCUACUUCCAUCCAGGGUUUGAAUCAAGACAGCAAGUCUCAAGGUUGACCACUAAAGAAGUUCUCUGCUUUCCCCUCACUCUGCAGGGGAAUGCUCAGAGGUUAAAUAGUGAGAGAAAGGGGAGCUCCAUCCAAAUUUCCCUUGAAAUGACAUCUUCCUAGCCUCUCCUCCUGUAUUCUAAUAUAUUUGCUUUGUGACUAUGACAAAGCAGAUUCUGUGCUCUGUUCCAGGGAGGUUGUCUGUCUGUCUGCAUUUUCCCUUUGGGAAUAUAAAAAGAUAUGAGGGUUUCAGAGGCUGGAUUAGCUCUGGGGAAGCUGCAACUAACUCACUGUGCUUUCUGGGGCAGAGGAGUACCACUUCCCUUCUGCAGCAGGCUAGCAAGCUGAUGCUGUUUCUAGCCCAGUGGAGUUUUGCACAGCCAGGGUUUUCCACAUCCCUACAGCAGGCAGGCUCUUCCUGCAUGCACCUCUUCUCUCCAAAAGCUGCAGCAGGAGGGGGGGGCAACAGUCCAAAGAUCCAGGAAUUGCACAAGGACAGCAUUUGGGUGGAUUGCUGGGCAAGAUGGCCACACUGUGACAGUGUGGAUGAGAAGGCUGUGCUGCCUGCACAGCACUCUUCCAGGCUGGGACUGUAUGCCAUCGUGCAGACAUCUCAUUAAAGCACACUAUUCUCUGCUUCUAGGAUGACAUGAUGGAGGACACCCCUCUCUCACUCUACAGCUACUAGGCAACGAGGCUGUCCUCUGCCUGGCUGGCUGAACUUCCCAGAGGAGAAGGCCUUGAGGACUUGGUCCCAGACGAUCUGCUGAGGAAUGAGGGGCUGUGAUUUGCACACAACUGAAAGAUCCUUUUCAGAUGGCUUUUGGUUUUAGACAUUUUAAAUAGUUCAAUGUUGAAGCUUUUAUGCUGGGAAUCAGAGCCCAAGUCUGGCCCUUUCCUCGAGGCUCUCCUCAAAUCAAUGUCCUGAAGACGUGCCUCCUUUUAGUGUGGUGACCAAUUAGCCAAGAAAACCUUUGCCAUCAUGUUCUGCAUGGAUCUCUUCUGUCCCUCUUGGCGGCGGCUGCUUUCAAAGGAGGUGGGCAAGUGAUCCAUACAACAGCUCUUAACACUGGUGUUGUCAGCACAGUGCUAGCAAAGGAGACUGCUGUUUUCUGAGGGAGCCAAGGAUGUGGAUAUCAGUUCUCUUGGGCUCCCUCUUGUUCUGUAUUUUUAAGGUGGUUUAUUUUGGGCUUUUUUUCUUGCACUUUUUUUGUUCCUGUUUCAGCUUUAGUCCUGGGAUUGGCGCUGCCCAUCCUGAAACACUUACCAGGAGGAUGAGAGACUGCUCUGCUUCCUUCCUACAUGCAUACCUUUUCUCUUUCACCAGGGAAAACAGUUUUGUGGCCACUGGAGAAGUGCCCUUGCUACUUGAUGUUGCUGGGAGGAAAAUGAACAUAAUUUUAGCUUAACAGGGCUUGAUAGGACUCAGUCUAGUGCCAAUUAGACCCACUAAUUUGGUCUCACCAAUAUUAGGAAACUGGGUCUCCCAUACUUAAUGCUUUCAGCAUAUGCAUAAAAUCCUUGCCCAGGCUCAGUAAAUGCUUUGGUCCAUUUCCCUGCCUGGAUGGACACCUGCCUUUCCUCAGGUACCUCCCAUUUUGCUGCUAGCAUCUGGUUGCUGAAAGUUGUUGUACCAAACUAGUACCACGCUCUCCCUCCUCUGCUAAUGCAAGGUCAAAGCUCCUUUACCUUCUAAUGUUGGUCUUUGAGCCAGCUGGUGUCUUGUCAUGAGGACAGAUCCUAGAUGUAGGUGCCUUCCUCCCUUCCCCCUUCUAGGCGUUAGGCUGAUUAGAUUCUGCACUUUUGCCUCAAAAUGUCAUUGCUGUAGACUGCAUCCAAGGCUCUUGAGGUUCCUCAAGGAAACUCACAGGCCAGAGUCUGAGUGGAUCUUCAGGUGCCCUUGCCUCAGAAAGACCGGAGUGUGCGUGACAUGGAAGUCUUCAUGAAAUUAAUACCUGCUUCUGUUUUCUAAUUCACGUUUGACUGCAGGUAAAGAGAAACACACGCCUUCUCUAGAGUGUUUGAUUUUUGACUAAGCCAGUUGCUCCCUCAGGAUACAGCAAGGGCUAAAGAUUAUCUACCACAUUGCUCUUGCAAGCCUCAGUCUCUCCUCUCAGUAGCAACGCUCACUGACCCCACAAAGGACAGAUACCAGGCCUCGUUAGCAAAAGUACCUUUUUUUUCCAGUGCUGUUCUUGCUUGUUUUAGUAGGAAAAGGGGAAUUUCCCCAUCAGCAAGGCUCAAAUUAUCUGCAAAGAUGGAGCAGAACCAGUCUGGGUCAAAUAGAUGAACUGGGUUACGGCAGCAGUUCCUCCUUCCUGCAUUACUACUUCCGAAGUGGCUGACAAAUGGCUGCAGUGCAGUCUGGGUUCAGCUGUUGGCUUUGACCUUGCAUCUGUUUAUUGUAAGGAUGCCCAGUAAAAUAGGGAAGAAGGGUUGGUUCUCUCCUAUUAUUAUUGCAUGAAAACUAAAGGGCAAUUGUCACAACUCCAAAGCUUUUGUAUUGAGCAUUGUCUGCACAGAGCAAUCUCCCUAGCUACAGACUUGUUUCCCCUGCCGGAGGGCAGGGUGCUACUGGUUUUUGGCACAAAGAGAGGCAAGUUAGUGGUGGAAAAUAGAACUCCAUCCUGGCUGGAACUGGUGCAGGCUGGCAUAGCUGGAAAGUGUCUCUGCACACAACCGAAAGGGCAGGGGCCAGUUGUUCUGGUUUCCCAUGCAUCGCUGUCCAGGGGAAAGGGGCGAGGAAGAAAACUUGCCCAACACCAAAGUGCAACUUUCUUUGUAAAAUAUGUUAAUAGUGGAAUUUUUUUUCUGCAAUAAAGUUACAAAUGCCAAA
This is a messenger RNA of Grus americana (Whooping crane), 3962 nucleotides long. RefSeq names its product mucin-2-like. The transcript has 5 exons. The record is from RefSeq and is a predicted model, not a curated record. Lineage: Eukaryota; Metazoa; Chordata; Aves; Gruiformes; Gruidae. Bases 52 to 1110 code for a protein of 352 amino acids.